CGUGAGCGGCCGUAUCGUGCCGUCCAGAGCCGGGCCACGCUGUGCUACGCCGUGCUAUUAGAAACGGGAUACGCGCCUGGAACGAAAGACCCACUUGAAAGAACAGGAUUUAUCAUCGAAACCCACCCUCAGAACUGGUCUCUAAACUCAAGCAUAACCAUCAGACUAAAGAAGACCCAGCUCGGGAUAAAUACAGGAAAGCCUUGAAAAAAUAAAGAAGCAUGUCACAAAAUACAAAUAACCAGCCUUUGCAGCUUAAACCAGAGCUGCCAAAGGCAAGUGACAUGCACGCUCGGCCUGUUCCAAGGACUCCGGGAACUACAGAUGAGCGCAGGAAACAGCUGGAGGAGUGGUUGGCAGCCAAAGGCAGGGUAUACAAGCGGCCGCCAAUGAGGUUGCUUCAGAAGCAGGCGGUGAUACCAUCCUGCAGAAAGGGCAAGCCAACAGAGAAACAAGAGCAGCACUUCCGAGCCCAGGCAAACAGCAUAUUAACUGAGUGCCUGCAGCUCAUUGAGGAGCCAGUUGAAGAUCUCCGAGAAACUGCUCUCACUAUUUUGAAGGAUGCAGGCCAGAAACUGGAAGGAGCAAAGGAAGAAGAAGCCCCUCCUCGGGCGCCUAUCACACCUUGUCCCGCUGAGAGGCGUCCUUUAGCAUCAACUCCGGGCCUGGUGGGGAGGCACAUGACCUCCCUCCCUCCCUCAGUCAAGUUACUGGUUACAUCAGCAACCAGAGGAAGGGAAUUGCCUGAACACGGAGAAUUUAAAUUUCUAACUCCUGUGCGGCGUUCCCUGAGGAUUGAGAGGGCUCGGAGUGUCUAUCCAGGGAUGCUAAAGGACCAUGACCCUGUGGUUUCAGCCCUCAGUGAGAUCGUGGCUGCCGAGGAGGAGACACGCUUCUUCUUCCGGAGGAACAAGGCUUUGCCUGAAGUGACAGAGCUGGAGGGCUUGAGUUCUUAUCCACCUAAGAGCCCCCGAGGGUUGGCAACUAAAUAAAAAUCAAGUUUUUAAAUUUUCUUUGCACAUGUUUUUAA
Molecule: messenger RNA, 1030 nt
Organism: Melospiza georgiana
Lineage: Eukaryota; Metazoa; Chordata; Aves; Passeriformes; Passerellidae
Product: cytoskeleton-associated protein 2-like
Exons: 7
Coding region: 222-992 (256 amino acids)
Cellular component (GO): cytosol; centrosome; mitotic spindle
Source: RefSeq, a predicted model, not a curated record